This is a messenger RNA of Saccostrea cuccullata (small rock oyster), 4363 nucleotides long. RefSeq lists its product as uncharacterized. The record is from RefSeq and is a predicted model, not a curated record. Gene Ontology annotation, cellular component: membrane. Lineage: Eukaryota; Metazoa; Mollusca; Bivalvia; Ostreida; Ostreidae. Gene Ontology annotation, biological process: G protein-coupled receptor signaling pathway. Gene Ontology annotation, molecular function: protein binding; G protein-coupled receptor activity.
UUUGAAAGUAAACAGGCAGCACAAUAAACAGGCGUAAUAGCCAGGAACAUGUACGUAGAGUAUUGUAUUCUUAUGGUAUUGUGUCUGUUACAAGGAGCGGUGUCAACAGCAAAGGACUGUAAAAUAUCCGUGGAAGGUCUGGAAUACAGAGGGAACAUCUCAGUAACUGUUUCCGGUAAAUCAUGCCAGAGGUGGGACAGCCAGACUCCACAUCGACAUAGUUACGCCGAAAGACUUCCGGGGAAUGCCAGUGAACACGAAAACUACUGCAGAAACCCCAAACCUGGAAUGGAAGCUACCCCAUGGUGCUAUACAAUGGACAGAUAUACAAGAUGGGAGCACUGUCAAAUUCCAUUCUGUGUGCUAGACUGUAGAAAAACCAGAGAAGGGAUGGAGUACAGAGGAAACAAAUCUACUACUAUUUCUGGAAAGACAUGUCAGAGAUGGGACCGACAGUCGCCAUGGACCCAUAGUUACACCAACGUUUUGCCUGGUAACGCCAGUAUACACGAGAAUUUCUGCAGGAACCCGCAGUCAAAGGACGCAAAUGGCCCCUGGUGCUUCACUACGGACCCCAGCAUGAGAUGGGAGUACUGUGAUGUACCUUUCUGUGAAUGUAGAGACACAAUUAAAGGAGAAGAAUACAGAGGCACCAUCUCCCAUACCGAUAGGGGGCGUGAAUGUCUUAGAUGGGACAGCUCCCUUUCUCCAGAACCAUUAUUUGCCUUAUAUCUGGAGGGAAAUUCAAGUUCGCAUGAGAAUUUCUGCAGAAAUCCUGCUAAUCAAGGCGAAAAACCUUGGUGCUUUACAGAUCCAUCUGAAAAGUUAAAACAAUAUUGCAACAUUCCCAUGUGUUCUCAAAGUAACAAAGAGUGCUUAGACAGCACCAAAGGUCAAUAUUACUUUGGAACUGUAUCUAAAACCGAAGAUGGCAUAGAAUGCCAACGCUGGGACAAAUUACAACCACACAAUCACAGGUUUGUCAUAGAUGGAUUCAUGGGACUCUCUGCCUCUGAACACGAGAAUUACUGCAGAAAUCCCGGCAACGGGGAGAGACCGUGGUGUUACACAGUGAACGAGACAGUCCGGUAUAGGUACUGCGAUAUUCCGCUAUGUAAUAUAAAAGACUGUAGGGAGACGAAGAAAGGUAUGGAAUACCAAGGAAAACAUAAUAUCACUCGUGGUGGUAUAGGCUGCCAGCGCUGGGACAGCACCUACCCCCAUGUUCCUAACAGAAGGAUAAGUUUCCCAGGGUCGACUUUAUCGCGCCAGGAGAACUACUGUAGAAACCCUGACGGUGAACCUUCACCCUGGUGCUAUACCGUGAAUCCUGACGUACGCUGGCAGACCUGUGAUAUCCCCUUCUAUUGCUUUUCCUGCCUCGAUGACAGAUUGUGUAUUAGUGAGGGGUUUUGUGAUAUGGUCCGAGAUUGUCCUGACAACAGUGACGAAGAAAAUUGUGCUUUAGAGUGCUACCAUGGAAAUGAGUACAAAGGAUUUCGUACAGAGACAAAGUACCUUCAUCAAUGCAUGGCAGAAUUAGGAAGUACUUGUAGGUUCGACUUGUCAAGCAAAAGAGAGCCGGGUUGCUUUGUCGACUCCGAGUUUAAAUGGGAGGAAUGUAAUGUACCAAAAUGUGAUAUAGGGAAUUUGAUUUGUGACUUUGAACAAGAUUUGUGUGACUGGCAACCAAUGAAAAUCGGAACUAAAUGGAACCGUCAAAUAGCUGAAAACACUGGAGAAAUAUUUGCCUCUGCUGAAAAGAAAGAAAGUCUGAGUGGAAAUACGGAAGAGCGGGCUGUUUUAUUCAGCAAACCACAGCCUUCGUCGUCCGAGUUUGGGUGUAUAACAAUGACGUAUUCUGGAGAAAAUGUCAAUUUAAAUGUUUAUAUAACACAAGGCACAAUGCUUACCUUGGAUAGGAUGUUUUUUCAGCGACAGAAUGUAAAUUCAAACCUUUUUGCGACUACAAGCUUUCAAACACCUAUUGACAUACCUUAUAUGGUAACAAUUGUUGCAACGUUCCAAGCUAAUGUAACUGGUAUUAUACGGCUUGGAAAAAUCAGUUACGAAAAAGGAAUUUGCAAAGAUAAGGGUCCUUGUUACAAAACACAAUAUCAAUGCGACGACGGAAGAUGUAUUAAUGUAGAGCAGUUUUGCAACAAGGAAAAUGAUUGUCCAAACAACGAAGACGAAAAUGUCUGCAAUUACAACAGUUCCCAAUGUGUGCAAAUGGACAAGGGGUGUAUCCUACCUUGCCCCCACCAGUGUAAUUGUAAAGGAGUAGUUUUCAUGUGCCAAUAUCCGGGAAAUGUGUCAAGAGAGGUCAGAGUACUUGAUCUCAGUUCAAGCAAUUUCAACACCACGGAAUUAAAAGAUUUCAAUUUCCUCUUACAUUUGAAUUUAUCUGGUUGUUCGAUAGAAGAUUCCUCACUUCAGGAUCUAGGAAAGCAACUACAAUCUCAUAGCCUUCAAACAUUGGAUAUCUCGUUUAAUAGAAUACGAAAUUUGCAACAGAGUAUCUUUGAGGAACUUUCAAACAUAUUAUACCUUAAUGUUUCACACAAUCAAAUCACAGAUCUACAAAUGGACUUCCUCGGAGUCCUUCAUGAGUUACGGCAUUUGAUUCUUAGAAAUAGCGAAAUAGUGAUGAUUCAUUCGAAAGAAAUCUAUAGUCUGUUCAAUUCUAACCUCGAGUUGCUAGAUUUGAGAAACAAUAAAAUAAAAACAAUUUUUCCAAAAGCACUGCACUGGCUUAGUUCCUUAUCCAAAUUAUUAUUGAGCAACAACUCCAUUACAAAUACUGAUGACUAUUUCUCAAGAUCAAUGAAAAUGCUGGUUGAAGUAGACCUGAGUUUUAAUUCUAUUAAUAAUAUCACAGAUAACAUGUUUUCGGGUUUGAGGAGACUGGGAUACCUUAAUUUACAAAACAACCAGAUACAAGUUUUAAAUGAUUUUUCAUUUUCUACACUGGCAUCUUUACAAACACUUAAUCUUGCUUUCAAUAAAAUUCACACAAUUAAAAAAAAGGCUUUUGAGAACAUGGUAUCAAUCACCAAAUUGAACCUCACUGGAAACCAGUUAAGAACACUUUCUCCAGCAAGAUUCGUGGCUUUGGUUAAACUUCAGAUAUUGGAUUUAUCAAACAAUGACAUGGAUGUAUUGGAGAGUGACGCAUUUAGAAGACUAGAAGAAGUUAAACGUCUAUAUAUAAACAAAAACAAUUUACAGGUGUUCCGAACUAUGUUUCAGGGUCUUUGUAACCUUGAAUGGAUAUGGACAGACUCUUAUAUUAUUUGUUGUGCCAAACCACUGUCUGUUCAAGCUUCAAAAUGUAUUUCUCCGCGAGACCGAAUCUCGACCUGCGAACAGUUGAUCAGUGUUGGGUUUUUGGCCCAAAUGAUAUGGUACGUGGCCCUUUUCUCCUUCAUCGGGAACCUUUAUGUUAUAUAUUACCGCAUGAGAAAUACCAAUGAAGGAAGGAAUAAUGCACACGGAAUCUUUGUUUUAAACCUAAGCUUUUCCGAUUUAUUAAUGGGAAUUUACUUGUUCAUAAUUGCUGUGACAGACAUGAAAUACCGUAAUGAGUAUGGUUUUAACGAUAGUCAGUGGAGAUCGAGUACCACCUGUACUGUUGCUGGCUUACUUGCAACAGUUUCUUGUGAAGCAUCAGUGCUUUUUGUAUUUUUAAUAACUUUGGAACGAUUUUUAGCCUUAAAAUACCCCUUUUCUACCGAAUUCCUAAAAAAGAAAAAACAUAAAUCUGUGAUUUCAGUAAUUGUAUGGCUUAUGACCAUCUUUUUAGCAGCGUUUCCUAUCUCGGUAUACCCAGACUUCUAUAGCAGAUCUACAGUUUGUAUCUCUCUUCCGUUAACGGCUGAGAGAGUAGCUGGAUGGGAAUAUGCUACCUUUGUUUUUAUAGGAUUAAACUUAAUGAUAUUCAUUGCUAUAUUGGUUGGACAGAUUCUGAUAUUUGUUGAAGUGAAGGUCAUUGGAAGUGCCUUACAAAAAGACAAUAGGAAGAGAGAAAUGGCUGUGUUAAAAUCUCUGUCUUAUGUCGUCUUGUCGGACAUGUGUUGCUGGAUCCCUAUAAUAUUGAUUGGAAUCAUGGCGUACGGUGGGAUGGAGAUAUCGUUCGAUGUUUAUGCAUGGGUCGUUGUUCUGGUGCUGCCCCUUAAUUCAGCAUUGAAUCCAUUCAUUUACACAUUCAUUGUUAUAUACAGACAGAAACGGGAAUCACAAAAGAGUCAAACUAUCUCCAUGGAUGAUAAACAAAAUAGACGAUUGCUCAGCAAGACCCAGACUAUCUCAAAGGAUGAUUGAUAAAAUGGACGAUCGCUCAGCAGGAACUCAACAUCAGUUU